CGGACAGUAAAGGAAGCAUAGCAAUAAAGCGAAGCAAUAAUGAAGACUUUCGUAUACUUAUUAAUCGUCAUUCUCAUUCAUUUAAGCACUCAAAUAAGUGCACUGCCAACUAAUUAUCUCCAUUCAAACAAUAACAAUUAUAAGACAAAUUCAAUUGGAUUUACGCCAACAUCAACACCAACGUCAGAUACUGAUGAUUUCACUACAGAAUAUUCACAGGAAAAUUUCGAUGAUGAUUAUGAUUUAAGUGCUGCUGUUAUAGCUACUUUAGCUGGUUGAUGUGGUAAUUAAUUGUAAAGAUUAAUGAAGUUAAAUCUAUGAAACCUUAAUUAAGUGUUUUUGGAAGAAAACCAGUCAAACUAGAUGUAUGAAGUCAUUCAUAAAU
Molecule: messenger RNA, 385 nt
Organism: Chironomus riparius
Lineage: Eukaryota; Metazoa; Arthropoda; Insecta; Diptera; Chironomidae
Source: the annotation of a GenBank genome assembly